AUGACGCGCAACCUUACGGAGGAUCAGGCCAAGGUCCUCACCACCAUCGAGCGUACCAAUGCAAUCAUAUCGAUAGUGGCAUGCGCGUUUACGAUUCUUACUUUCUGCUUCUCCAAAUAUUUCAGCAAAGCCAUUAAUCGGCUGGCCUUUUAUGCGUCAUUUGGCAACCUCUUGUCGGAUGUCGCCAUCAUCAUGUCUCGCGAAUUCAUAGACAACCCAGACUCGGCAGGGUGUCAGAUUCAGGCGUUCAUCAUUCAAGUCUUUUUGUCAUCCGAUGUAUUGUGGACGUUGGCUAUGGCUAUCAACGUCUAUCUUACCCUCUACCACAAAUACGAAGCCAGAGACGUGCGCAAGCUAGAACCCGUCUAUCUGAUAUGCUGCUACGGUAUUCCUCUGAUCCCGGGGUUCGCACUACUCUUUGCAAAGGGCCAUCAUGGAGUUCGCAUUUACGGACCUGCUAUCGCUUAUUGUUGGAUAUCAUCGGACUGGGCUCUCCUUCGUAUUUUGAUCUUCUAUGCCCCGAUUUGGGUUGUCAUCUUAAUCAUUUUCAGCAUCUACAUUCGCGCUGGCCGAACCAUCUACACGGUACGAAAGCAGGUCUACAUCUUCCAGUCAUCCGACCUUGAUCCCAUCUCAGUCGACGAAACAACGAGUCCCCUACAAUCCGGUGAUGAAGUCCACACCGUAGGGCCCAUGACCGACCCCGAACGCGCGACCAUUGACUACACCCUGAGCCAGCCCGAUACUCUUCGUGCCUUGCGCCGACGGAAUCACGAGCGAAACAAUGCCGCCUGGUCAUACACCAAGUGUGCUCUCCUCUUCUUUGGGGCCAUGCUCAUCACAUGGAUACCGUCGAGCGCCAACCGGCUGUACUCUCUUACCCACAACAACAACAUCAGCGUUCCUCUGCAGUUUGUGAGCGUCUUUGUGAUUCCUCUACAGGGCUUCUGGAACUGUGUCGUCUACGUCGUCACGUCCUGGGUGGGCUGCAAGAACUUGUUUCACGAUAUGUGGCUGGCAAUUCGGGCGGGAGCUAUUGACUUCGUGGGACGAUUUCGCAGAAGAACGAAUCAUGAGACGAAUCGCGAGAAUGAUGAGAUGCAGGAGAAUCUAUAG
Trichoderma citrinoviride is the source of this 1116-nucleotide messenger RNA. Its product is annotated as G-protein coupled receptor protein. NCBI's taxonomy places the organism in Eukaryota, Fungi, Ascomycota, Sordariomycetes, Hypocreales, Hypocreaceae. The transcript has 4 exons. The record is from RefSeq and is a predicted model, not a curated record. Gene Ontology annotation, cellular component: plasma membrane. Gene Ontology annotation, molecular function: G protein-coupled receptor activity. Gene Ontology annotation, biological process: adenylate cyclase-activating G protein-coupled receptor signaling pathway; cell surface receptor signaling pathway. The coding region runs from base 1 to 1116 and encodes 371 amino acids.